Anolis carolinensis (green anole) is the source of this 2693-nucleotide messenger RNA. RefSeq lists its product as uncharacterized. Bases 254 to 1078 code for a protein of 274 amino acids. The transcript is spliced from 3 exons. Lineage: Eukaryota; Metazoa; Chordata; Lepidosauria; Squamata; Anolidae. The record is from RefSeq and is a predicted model, not a curated record.
AAUCCCUCAUUUGACCUCUGCUCUUGUUAUGGUUCUCGCCCCGCCCACAACACGCCAGGACACCGAUGAUUGGCUCUUUCCCCACGCCGGAUGUAGACUAGAAACGUCCGGUGUGGGUUCAGAGGCUUCGAAGGCGGCCUGGUGAGGACGCAGAGUUUUUUCAGAAGCAAGAAACCUCAGGAUCUGUUUGGGGCCUCUGUUCCCCAUAUUUCCAUUGUAACUGAAGGGUUGAAAAACACUAUUGUUGUGAAGAAUGGCAACCAAGGUGCAAGAGCAGGGCCUGAAUGCCUCUUGCUCUGAUCCUGUGGAGGAACGGGAUGCAGGUAGCAGCAUUGUGGCUGAGCAUCAGGACUUGGCUAGAGAUGAGCCUGAGGCAGUGGGUGAAUGUUCAGGAGCUGACCAUUCAGAGAUGCCACCCCAGCCUCCAGCUCAGUGUCUGGCCACAAGCUUGCAGGUUAAACAAGAAGAGGAACCAAAGACUGAUCCCUCCCAGGUGCCUCCUCCUGCAAAGGCAGCAGCACCAGUUCCGGUGCCGCCAGUGGGAGAAGGGAAAGGAGCAAAGCGGAUGAUGGAGGAUGAUGGUGACAUCUUUAAGGAAAUGCCUGACGUCUGUCAAGAUGCUAGGGAGUCAAGAAGGGGUAUGCUCUUGCCAGAUCUCUUUGGGGAAGCUCAUCAGGCUCACAGCAGCCAAAGUGGAGGAUGUGCCAAAGUGGAGCAAGCUGUUCCUUGUCUCCCCAACAUGGGCUCUGAAAAUCAGCGUAAACGCUUCCGGGGAUUUGCAUACAAAGAGACUGAAGGGCCACAAGUGGCUUAUGAGCGACUCCAGGAGCUCUUGUUCCAGUGGCUGAAGCCAGAGGCCCGCAGCAAGGAAGAGAUUGUGGAGCAGCUGGUCCUUGAGCAAUUCCUGAGCCUCCUCCCUGAGGAUGUCCAGCGCUGGGUUCGGGAACGCCACCCAGAAAAUGGAGACGAGGCUGUGGCCCUGGCAGAAGACUAUCAGUUUCUGCAUCCUGAACCUGGAAGACGACCCUACCCAGAGAGGACAAGGCAGCGGUCUUCAGCCAGGAGUUGGCUCCGCUGAAGUUCAUUGAGCAAGCAGGCAGGACUCAUUAUCAACCUGAGAGCAUCAAAGACCUAGUUAUUUAUCAAGGUGGAGAGGAACCAGAUGGACAGCAAGAAUCAGAAACGACAGCAAACUUCUGUUAAGCAUGAAGAACCAACUUACAUGAUUUUUCCCUGCAGGAGGUGGAUUAUUUGGAGGGAGGCCUACACCUCAUCUCAACAGGCGUGUGUGUGUGUGUGUGUGUGUGUGUGAACAUUUACUUACGUGGGUGAGUGAGGACUAACAAAGCCAUGCUUAGUCUUUACUGCAUUCCACAAAAUGCCCUGUGCACCAUCAGCACAAGAAUAAAGUGUGUGUUUAUGUGUGUGUGAGAGAGAGAAUGCUUGAGGUGGAUGUUCAGGUGUGAGAAAGGGUUAUGUACCCACAAACAUUUUGAUAGGAUGCAAAACGAGAAAACCUUCUGAAGAAGGAGACAAAUGCAUUCUAGUUUAGCAGAGCUUAAAAAGUUGUUUUUGGACUGCAACACUUUAAAAUAAUUCUGCCAUCUGUAGUGCAAAUAAAUAAAUAAAAAUAACAUUUCCCAAACUCUGACACAUCUGGGCUAGUUUUCUGUAUAUCUCUAUGGUAACAAAACUGGGUUUUUUUCUUUGCACCUCCCGUCAGGUUUUGUGUGUGUAUCUUGAUUGCCAACAUAUUUAGUAUCUUACCCCUUCCACCAUUUCUUUUGUAUUCAGAGGAAUUCUUCAGACUUUGGAGAUAGUGGUUUGUCCUGCCUGCUCUUUCUGGGAGGAUUGAUGCAGGGAAAUUUCUGGGAGGUCAAUUAUGUAACAUCCCAAGGUACUUCUGUGAAGGGAGGUAACUCAGAUCAGUGACCAUAUUUUUACAGAUCUACCUCUUUGCUGCACCAUCAUCUCUUUGUAUUGCUGUGGCUGAUAGAUGCAUUUCUGUUGCACAGCCAUAUAAGGUCACUUGUUUUCUGGCACACUAUUGUGCUUCUGUAUAGACUUGUGGGAUGACUUCCCUGCCAUUGUUGAUGAUCUUUUAUAUCCAUGGGAAGGAAACAUUUCCAUGCAGACAUAAUCACUUGUGAAACAACAGUGUGACCUCUGCAUGGUGUUUUGCCACACAGAAGCAUUUUAAUCUGCAGCCUCUCCACAACCACAAUAUAAUAGGCCAAUUUAGGAUUAUUCUCUUACUGGACCCAAGCACAGCCCUUGUCAGAAGGCCCACCAUCACAGUUAACCUACGAUCAGUCACAAAAUACCUCCCCAGUGAUACAUUAUUGCUUAUGUCCUAAAUUUAUGUUCUAAAUUUUCACACUAUUGACUAAAAGUUGGAUAAUUGGGGUGUGUGAGAGUGAAGUUAUUGUUUCGCAGCGUAGUUGAAAUUUUAUUUCAAAGGAUCUUUGCUUGUCAUUUCUUCUCUCCUCCAGUACCAUGGUUUAUAUUAGCAUAUCGUUCCUCUGGUUUGUAGAAACUAAGUUUUGGAAAUUAUUCAGUGUCCUGAUAUGCUAUAGCUUACAUAUUUGCUUUGCAUCAGGUGGCUAGAUUUUGAGCUCUGCUUUAAUCUGUGUUUUAGUUUUGAUGUAUGUAUCUCUGUGGAUGAGCACAUGAAAUAAAGGAUUCUUCUCCCA